GAGAUCCCGUCCGUCCGGCAGUGAUUUCUCAUCCUCCCGCUGACGUCUUUAACUCCGCCUCUCCGUUCCCUCUGCCCGGCGCUCACAAUCACUCUCUCUCUCUCUCUCUGCCCCCUCCAGACGGAGCAGCGGACGGAGCCCACCACCAUUCGUCGCUGCUGCUGCGGUUUCUGUUGUUUUUCUGUGCCGAUCCCCUGAUAUAAUGGCCUCCGAUGGUAUGGAUGAACGCUCCCCGCUGUUGUCGGCACCGAACUCGGGGAACGUCACGCCCACCGCUCCGCCGUACCAGCAGGACCCAAGCUCAAGAGCUGAAUUACCUCCGCCCUACACAGCCAUUGCCAGUCCAGAUGCAGGAGGAGUGCCAGUCAUCAACUGUCGAGUGUGCCAGUCUCUUAUAACUCUGGAUGGCAAACUCCAUCAGCAUGUGGUGAAGUGCACCGUCUGUAAUGAGGCCACGCCUAUAAAGAAUCCACCAACAGGAAAGAAGUAUGUUAGAUGUCCUUGCAACUGCCUGCUAAUCUGUAAAGACACGUCUAGGAGGAUAGGAUGCCCUCGACCCAACUGCAGACGCAUCAUCAACCUGAGCCCAGUGAUGGUGAUCCCGGAGGAGCAGCCGGCUCAGCCAGCUCUACCCGUCCAGCCGGAGGGUAUGCGUGUGGUCUGCGGCCACUGCGGAAACACAUUCCUUUGGAUGGAGCUUCGAUUUAAUACCCUGGCCAAGUGCCCACAUUGCAAAAAAAUAUCCUCUGUAGGCAGUGCUUUACCUAGAAGACGCUGCUGUGCCUACAUUACAGUAGGAAUGAUCUGCAUUUUCAUCGGUAUUGGUUUAACAGUUGGCACUCAAGAGUUCGCCAGGCGUUAUCAUGCAACAUACGUGUCCUGGGCCUUCGCGUACCUGCUGGGUCUCAUCUGUCUGGUCCGGGCCUGCUAUUGGGGAGCCAUUAAAGUCAGCUAUCCUGAAAACACCUUCGCAUAGACAAGCAUCCAUCCUUCGAGUCCUUUUAGUGUUUGAUUUCACUCGAUUUGAACAGGUAAACCCAUGGAUGCGUAGUCCUGUUUCAAGAGCGUGAGUAUCCAGGAGAUUUGGUCCCUGCAAAUGUCUUCAAAUAGAGUUAUUGAUUAGCUCGGAUGUUUCUUGAACUGAUUUGAAUGCGCAAUAUGACGACGAGAGGAGGAAUCUGUGAUUUUAAAAGGUUAUAAGUUAUUAUAUAUUUCAUUUUAGUGGGGUGGAUGUCGAACAUGUUUUACGUACUGCGUUUUGUUACCAACUUGACCAAAAGAGAUGAUCUUUUAUGAACAAUUUGCCCAUUGCACUACAAUUUUUAUGCAAUUCUUUUGUUGUGUUGCUGCUAUUUCCCACAGCUGUCGUGAGCUGAGAGAUGUUAUGUGUUCAGAAAUUCUGCCAACAGUGGCACGAUG
Messenger RNA from Danio aesculapii, 1419 nucleotides. It is a transcript of the gene pip4p2, whose product is annotated as phosphatidylinositol-4,5-bisphosphate 4-phosphatase 2. The transcript has 7 exons. Bases 203 to 976 code for a protein of 257 amino acids. Gene Ontology annotation, cellular component: phagocytic vesicle membrane; lysosomal membrane; plasma membrane. Gene Ontology annotation, molecular function: phosphatidylinositol-4,5-bisphosphate 4-phosphatase activity. Gene Ontology annotation, biological process: phosphatidylinositol dephosphorylation. The record is from RefSeq and is a predicted model, not a curated record. Lineage: Eukaryota; Metazoa; Chordata; Actinopteri; Cypriniformes; Danionidae.